Adineta ricciae is the source of this 1017-nucleotide messenger RNA. Lineage: Eukaryota; Metazoa; Rotifera; Eurotatoria; Adinetida; Adinetidae. The record is from the annotation of a GenBank genome assembly.
AUGCGUGUUGAUAACCACGUUCAUAUACGUCAUAUUAUGCUCUACCACUUCGAGAAAGGUCAUACUGCCGCCGAGGCAUGGCGUGAUCUCAACGAACUCUUCGGCCAAGGAACAAUCGGUGAAAGACAGGUCCGAAGAUGGUUUGAAAGUUUUAAAUCCGGCAACACAAGCUUAGAAGAUGAAGAAGGAAGAGGUCGUUUGUCUAAUUUUGAUGAUCAAGCUCUUCUGCAAGCGGUGGAAGGGGAUGAAAGUUUGAUUACGCGAAUGUUGGCCGAGCAAUUCAAUUGCGACCAUUCAACCAUUGUUAGACGGCUUAGAGACUUAGGGAAAGUAUGGAAACUUGCUGGGUGGGUCCCUCAUGAACUCUCCGAUCAUAACAAGACCGAGCGAGUGCGCAUCUUCAACCAAUUGCUUCAGCGAAACGACCAAAAUCCAUUUCUUCAGUUCUUCGUCACCGGAGAUGAGUCAUGGUUACUCUUCAAAAACGUCAAGGAAAGAAGGUGUGCGUUAACCGUGGCCAAUCCUCGAAAGGUAUUCCACGAAAUUUGCACUGCAAGAAGGCCAUGUGGUGUGUAUGGUGGGACCGCUCAGGAAUUAUUCACUGGGAAAUCAUUACUCAAGUUCGCCAAGAAAGUUUUUGUUACUGCUCAACUCGAUCGUUUGGAAGCCGCUAUUAAAGUGAAACGACCUCGCAAAAAGAAUCACAUCGUGUUUCACCAUGACGAUGCCAAGCCCCACGUCGCACAUCAAGUAACCCAAUCAAUCGACGACAAAGGAUGGGAACUGCUUGAACAUCCACCAUAUUCUCCCACCGAAGCUCCUACAGAUUAUCACGUCAAUCGUUCACUUAAAAAUUGGCAGGCAGGCAAAAUUUACGAUGAUUUGGACGAUCUUGUCGAUGAUGUCAAAGCGUGGAUAGCAUCCAAAAAUCGUCACUUUUUUGCACGUGGAAUCGAUCUUUUACCAAGCAAGUGGGAAGCAGUUAUUGAAGUAGAUGGCGAUUAUGCUCCAGAAUGA